Pundamilia nyererei is the source of this 852-nucleotide messenger RNA. RefSeq names its product endonuclease, polyU-specific 2 (gene endou2). Bases 1 to 852 code for a protein of 283 amino acids. Gene Ontology annotation, molecular function: RNA endonuclease activity. The record is from RefSeq and is a predicted model, not a curated record. The transcript is spliced from 6 exons. Lineage: Eukaryota; Metazoa; Chordata; Actinopteri; Cichliformes; Cichlidae.
AUGAUUGAGAGUGACAGAGAGCUGUCAGCCAUGGUGCAGGAGCUAUGGGACAAUGAUAUCAACAGACUAAAGCCUGGAAAAGACUACAGGAUCUCCCUUCAGGGAAAAGCUGGAGACAGCAUGAACAUCAAUGACAACAAUGACGGGGCGGGAUAUCCACUGUUUACCUUUGUCGAUGAGAACAUUUUCAAAAAGGAGACUUUUUUAGCCUUUAUCUCCCUGCUGGAUAACUAUGAGAGUGACACCGGUAAGCCAGAAAUUGUAACUCCUGAGGAAGUGGCAGAGAACCACAAGUUCCUGGACUCCAUCGUUCAGACUCCCACCAUGAAGAUAGCCCAUAAAUACCUGGUCAAGAAGCAUCUUUCGCCUGAGGAUGAGACAGAAUUCAAGAAGCAGCUGUACAGGAUCUGGUUUGAGCUUUAUGCGAGGAGAGGAUCCAGCAGGCCAGACUCUUCGGGCUUUGAACACGUGUUUGUUGGAGAGACAAGAGGGGGGAGGACUGUUAUUGGUUUUCACAACUGGAUCCAGCUAUACUUACAAGAGAAGCUGGGCCAUAUUGAUUACAAAGGCUACAGUGUCACUGCACAUUCACCCCAGCCCGAUGAGAACAAACACAUCCUGGCGCUACAGUUUAGCUGGAAGAAUGGUAUAAAGCCCAAGGGCAGCAUCUUCAUCGGAGUCAGUCCCGAGUUCGAGUUCGCCCUCUACACUCUCUGUUUCCUCACCUCGCCUAAUGAACGCGUCAAAGUCCAGUUCAGUUUGUACGACAUGGAGAUUGUUUGCCACCACUACAACCAGAAGCAUAUAGGUACCACCUACCCUGUGCUCCUCAGGUACCUGAACCCUCGGUAA